Messenger RNA from Lactuca sativa (garden lettuce), 2160 nucleotides. RefSeq lists its product as uncharacterized. Lineage: Eukaryota; Viridiplantae; Streptophyta; Magnoliopsida; Asterales; Asteraceae. The record is from RefSeq and is a predicted model, not a curated record.
AGUCUAACAUCUUUAUUGGGGAAAAAAAGAUAUAAUUAUCAUGGAGGUACUUAAAGUAUAUGAACACGAGCAUCCACUAACGCUCGUUAAUUUGCAGGUACAUUAUGAAGAAGAAGUAAAAGAAGAAGAAGAAGAUGGUGAUGAUGAUGAUGAUGAUGAUGAUGAUGAUGAAAAAGAAGAGGAGGGUGGUGAUACAAUUAUAAAAGAUGGGUUUCAAGGUGUCACAUGUGGGUGGUGUGGUGAAGAAAUCAACAUGUACCACAAGUUCUACUACAAAUGUAUGGCAGAUUCAUCGUGUGAUUUUACACUUCACAAAUUUUGUGCUGAGUUGUCAACAACUUUGGAGACCACAUAUCACCCACAUCCUCUUAACAUGGUUAAGUCUUAUUUUAAUUGGUCAUGUCGUAUUUGUACAAGACAACACAAGCAUGGUGAACUUUUUUACUAUUGUGAUGAUGAAUGUCUAUUUUGGAUUGAUGUAAACUGUGCAGUGGAAGUAGGAAAAAGGAUCAUCCAUCAUCCGUGCCACCCACACUCACUAAUGUGUGCCAUCUCCCAACCCAUUUUGUGCUACUGCCAAGCCUGUGGGAAGGAACACAAAGGGAUCUUCUUUCUAUGCGCCACUUGUACCAACUUCACCAUACACAGUGAUUGUGCUUUCUUACCAGAAAAAUUGUUAAUUCAAGAGAAAACAGAUGGUGCUUUUCAUCAUACUCAUCCUCUCACCAUUUCAUAUUCCUUCCUCUUUAUAGAUCAACGAGCUAAACAUUAUCCUAGAUGCAGAGUAUGUGGUAGGGAUUUUAGUCAGAAUCAUUGGAUUUACAAAUGCGAUAAAUGUCUCUACUAUGCCCAUCUGGAUUGUGCAACAUCAAGAACAGAGCCAUUCAUGUCCAUCUUCUUGUCUCGUGGCCUUGGCAGAACCAACAAAAAUUAUGAAGAUGUUGACUAUCCUCAUCUUCUUCAUCUCCCGUUCCCUGAUGAAACAUACAGCCUACCAAAACACUUGUUCUUCCAACAAAAUGAUCACAAGGUAAACUUAAAACACACGAGUCAUCAACACCCUCUAGUUCUAGUGGAUCAGACACUUACAAGCAAUGGGCAAACCAACAAUUCUUCUCGGUUGUUAUUAAAGUGUCAUGACCCAAUGAAAAAGACCCAACUGCUAUGCAAUGGAUGUCUCAGACCAAUCAUGUCCUCCAUGCCUUUUUACAUUUGUGCUAAUGCUAAUGAUGAUGAGAUUCAGAUUCAGGGGGUUUGCAACAACUUUGCUCUCCAUGAGUGGUGCACUCGACUCCCCCCAAUAAUAGAAAGCCACCCGGCCCACCCACAACAUACCCUCCAUCUCAUUUACUCAAACAUCCCUGGUUGCUUUUUCAGUGUGUUUCAUUGUAAGGUUUGUCAUCUACCUUGCAACGGAUUUGCUUAUUGUUGUGUCGAAUGUGAAUAUUAUGUUGAUGUUACAUGUGGGAUUAUACCUAAACAAAUCACACAUGAAGCUCACCCCAAUCACCUUCUUUCACUAGUUCAAGUAAAAGGAAAUAUGUUUACUUGUCAUAUCUGUCUCAGAUACACUUGUAAGCAUGAAUUUUCAUUCCGUUGCGACACGUGCGAUAUUUAUAUACAUCCCAAUUGUGCUUUGUUAUUAGCCGAGACAGUCAGGCACAAGUAUGACAAGCAUCCAAUGCAACUAAGUUACCUCCCGAUUGAGAACCACAAGAGUGAAUACUUUUGUGAAAUAUGUGAGCAGGAAUUGAAUCCUCAUGAAUCUUUCUAUCAUUGUAAAGAUUGUGUUCAGUCCAUACAUACCGCUUGUGCUCCGUUAAUACUUCAUUGCGAGACACAUACCAGUGGAUAUUAUUGGAAUAGCAUCCAUUAUUUCAUCAAGGUAAAGUUCGGAGGCAUUCAUAACACUCAUGGUCACCCACACCCUCUCUCAUUUGCUCAAGGUAUUUUGCCGGAUGGAACAUGCAAAAUGUGUUAUUCCACAUUGCAGUACAACAUGAUCUUUAAAUGUCUUGAGUGUAAGUUUGCAAUUCAUUACAAAUGCUGUGAGAAAUACUAAGUUUAAAGUUUUAGGUUUCCCUUCCAUAUGUUUGAAACCAAAUAUGAUUUGUAAUUGUCAUUACUCUUUCUUUCUUGUAUUAUAUCUCUUUAAUUUCA